Messenger RNA from Camelina sativa (false flax), 750 nucleotides. The record is from RefSeq and is a predicted model, not a curated record. Lineage: Eukaryota; Viridiplantae; Streptophyta; Magnoliopsida; Brassicales; Brassicaceae.
AUGGCGGCGAAGAGCAACACGGACCCCGCAAAAGCAGGAAUUAGGGUUGCAAUUGGUAACAGUAAGGAGAAUACGCUGUUUAGGACUAGGCCGAGAGGAGCUUUCUAUCCUCGUCAAACCAAGGCAGCUAAGAAAGAGUCUUGCGUUAUCUGUUUCGAAAACAUUGAUUCUGAACUUAUUAUGUUUCCAGCUGAUGAAUGUGGUCACUCGUUUUGCUCUACUUGUGUUAAAAAAUAUAUAGAGGUGAAGCUGCUUGCUGGAAGGAUACCGAAUUGUCUUGACCUUCGGUGCACGUCUAUGCUGUCUAUUAAUAGAUGCCGCAAUCUUUUGACUCCAAAGCUGAAUUGUAUGUGGAGACAGAGGAUUAUAGAGGACUCAACUCCUUCCGCAGACAGAGUUUAUUGUCCUUACCAAACGUGCUCUUACUUGAUGUCCAAUUUCAUGCUUUCUCUUUCUGCAUCUUCUGAAUCUGGAUUUAGGAAGUGCUUCAAAUGCGGUGGCUCCUUCUGCGUCCACUGCAUGGUUCCAUGGCAUAGUUCGCUAUCGUGCACCGAUUACAAGAAGUUGCAUCCUAAUCCUCUAAACGAGGAUACAGAGCUAAUGUCUUUGGCAAAUCUUGAAGGGUGGCGUCAAUGCGGUGCGGAUAUGCUUUUUGCUACACGUGUGGAGCCGGUUGGUAUAGUAGGAGCCAUGGAGGAUGCACCACUUUUCGGUCAGGAAACGUACGCCCGGCGUUUACUAUUGUACUAG